GCAGACGCCAGGCGCAGCCCGAGCGAGCGCACGCAGGGCGCGGACCCCGCGAAUCCGGGCGAGACCCACGGAUUGGAGCCUCCCCCCCGCACCCGACCCCCACGAUCGGAGCCGGGGCCUGGAGGGGUCCCUGUUCCUCAAGGAGGGGGUCAUGGCCUUCAUGCUGCUCACUCGGCAACUGGCCUGCGGCUCCCAGAACACCCUCCGCCUGCUGGUGCCUGCAGCCAGACAUAUCAGCCAAGCUGCAGCCAAAGUUGAUGUAGAAUUCGAUUAUGACGGACCCCUGAUGAAAACAGAAGUCCCAGGACCUAGAUCUCUGGAGUUAAUGAAACAGCUGAACAUAAUUCAGAAUGCAGAGGCCGUACAUUUUUUCUGCAACUACGAGGAGAGCCGGGGCAACUAUCUGGUGGAUGUGGACGGCAAUCGCAUGUUAGACCUGUAUUCUCAGAUCUCCUCUGUCCCCAUAGGUUACAAUCACCCUGCCCUCCUGAAACUUGUCCAACAGCCUCAGAACGCGAGCACUUUUAUCAACAGACCUGCCCUAGGCAUCUUGCCUCCAGAGAACUUCGUGGACAAGCUCCGGGACUCCUUGCUCUCGGUUGCUCCCAAAGGGAUGUCUCAGCUUAUGACCAUGGCCUGCGGCUCCUGCUCCAAUGAAAAUGCAUUCAAGACCGUCUUCAUGUGGUACAGGAGCAAGGAGAGAGGGCAAAGGGGGUUCUCAAAAGAGGAGCUGGACACCUGCAUGAUUAACCAGGCCCCUGGCUGCCCCGACUACAGCAUGCUGUCCUUCAUGGGCGCGUUCCACGGGAGGACCAUGGGCUGCUUAGCGACCACACACUCCAAAGCCAUUCACAAGAUCGACAUCCCCUCCUUUGACUGGCCCAUCGCCCCCUUCCCACGGCUGAAGUAUCCUCUGGAGGAGUUUGUCAAGGACAACGAGCAGGAGGAGGCCCGCUGCCUGGAGGAGGUGGAGGAUCUGAUCGUGAAGUAUCGGAAGAAGAAGAAGACAGUGGCGGGGAUCAUUGUGGAGCCCAUCCAGUCUGAGGGCGGGGACAACCAUGCAUCAGAUGACUUCUUCAGGAAACUGAGGGACAUUGCCAGGAAGCAUGGCUGUGCUUUCUUGGUGGACGAGGUCCAGACUGGAGGGGGCUGCACUGGAAAGUUCUGGGCCCAUGAGCACUGGGGCUUGGAUGACCCAGCAGAUGUGAUGACCUUCAGCAAGAAGAUGAUGACAGGGGGUUUCUUCCACAAGGAGGAGUUCCGGCCCAGCGCACCUUACCGGAUCUUCAACACCUGGCUGGGGGACCCAUCCAAGAAUUUGCUCCUGGCUGAGGUCAUCAACAUCAUCAAGCGCGAAGAUCUGCUGAGCAACGUGAUGCAUGCGGGGAAGGCCCUGCUGGCUGGGCUGCUGGACCUCCAGGCCCGGUAUCCCCAGUUCAUCAGCAGGGUAAGAGGACGAGGCACCUUCUGCUCCUUUGACACGCCAGAUGAAUCCAUACGGAAUAAACUCAUUUUACUGGCCAGAAACAAAGGUGUGGUGCUGGGGGGCUGUGGUGAUAGAUCCAUCCGUUUCCGCCCCACGCUGGUCUUCAAGGAUCACCAUGCUCACCAGUUCCUCAAUAUUUUCAGCGACAUCUUAGCAGACUUCAAGUAAUGAAGCCAUUCCCACGGCGCUCGAGGAAGCUCCAAGCUCAACAGUUGUCAAAUUGAUUAGUUUGCCUAAUUCAUGUUUUCACUUAAAAAGUAUCAGAGGCAAGAAGAGCAUACAUGAAGGGUUAUUUGUGUGGAGGAGAUAGAUGGUGGUGGUGGUGGCGAGAGUGGGGGGAGAGAGAGAGAGAGAGAGAGAGAAGGUGAGGGAGAGGAAGGGAGAGGCUGCUCUUGAUUUUCCUCUUAGCACAACUAAUGAUCACAUUGGUUAAACUCCAGAAACUCUGCUUGAGCCUUGGUCACCGUCUUAGAAAAGACAUGGUGUCCUGGCCACCUGGCCAUCUUUCUACCCAUCCUUGACCCCUAAUGAUCCCUUUGGAAGCUGAUCUGAGACUGGCAGCUGGGACCCUUGGGUUCCAGUCCAUCUCCAGGGUCCUGUAUUGUGACUUCCCCAUCCCCAUGUCUCCGGUGUGGAGCUCCGGCGCAUCCGGCACGCAGCUCAAGGAGGGACUGGAUGGCCCCUGCAAGGGCGAUGAGGUGGAGGAUUAAGGGCUGAGCUUGGGGGAGGGGAGGGCCCCCCCCCCCGGCCUGCUGAAGGUGGAGACCACUCCUCCCAUUUCACCUGGCAAUGCCUCUGAACUGUGAAUUCUGCUCUGGGAGGAACUGUGGGUGGCAUCACUAAACUCCUCCCUGCUCAAUGCCAGCUUAGAUCUGGGGUUAUGGGGGGAGCUAGGGGAGAGCUUCAGCCUGAGGGUUUACUAAGUGUUAAAAGCACAAGAUCAAGGGGACGCAAAACCACUUCAUCUUCUCUCCCAGGACCUCUGGGCUUUUGACCUCUGACCCCUGACCUCUAACUUCUUUUCUCCAGCUUUGGUUCAUCCACCUUCAUUCUGCUCUAUCUGAGUGGACCACUGCGGGACUAGAUUUCUUCUCGAGGGAAUGGAAGUUGCCCCUUGGGCGGGGGUGGGGGGGAAGCCUUAGAUCCAAGGUGGUUUCUCUGAACUUGCUCCCAAACUCAGAGGUUUUCCUGAGAUGCCUGAAUUUGGGGAUUCAUUACUAGGCCGGUGCACAGAUUGCAGCCAAGGCUGAGUACUAGCUGGGGGUAGGGGGCAGAGAGACAAUCUUGGAACUGACUUAACCUCAGAUGCUCCCAUAAAAGCACCCGAUCCUCCGAAGCAAGGCAGUUCUUGGGAGGGCAGACCCGAGAGAGGACUGGUAGAUGCUCCCUUGAGAGGAGGCCACUUGACACACACACACACACACACACACACACACGCACGCACGCAUGCACGC
Perognathus longimembris pacificus (Pacific pocket mouse) is the source of this 2940-nucleotide messenger RNA. It is a transcript of the gene Abat, whose product is annotated as 4-aminobutyrate aminotransferase. Gene Ontology annotation, molecular function: pyridoxal phosphate binding. The coding region runs from base 152 to 1654 and encodes 500 amino acids. Lineage: Eukaryota; Metazoa; Chordata; Mammalia; Rodentia; Heteromyidae. Gene Ontology annotation, biological process: GABA catabolic process. The transcript is spliced from 16 exons. Gene Ontology annotation, cellular component: mitochondrion. The record is from RefSeq and is a predicted model, not a curated record.